UGAGAGGAAGCUCUCGGAAGAGCGAGAAUGAUGAUGCCGCCACCGCAGGUCGUGGGUGUCCUGCUGAAGAAACCGGGACAACAGACUCACCCGCGGUUACCCCCCCUAGAUCCGCAAGAGACCAAAAUUAAAGGCGAGUUGUAUGUGGAACAUUAUGGCGAAAGAAGAAUGGUUUCCAUCAGAAUGGGCUGGAUAUGGGUCGAAGGUAAUCCUGGGACGAAGUUACCAUUGCGAGCGUUGAAUCUUCGUCAAGCACCACCCAGCCUCUGUCAACCACAUACGUUCGCUCUAGGUUUUACCUUGAGCGAUUCACAGGGUCAUUCGCUCGUCACCUUUUGGGCGGACACGGAACCAAUCUAUUGGUCUUGGGUCAGAGCGAUCGCGGCCGAACUAGUCCGGCAAACGCCGUUUCGCGCUCAACGAUGCUUGAACUUCCUGGAGAUAUUGACCAUUUGUCCGAGAGGUCCGGUUCCGUUGCCGGAUAGCCCGACGGAAACGAGGAGGCGAUCUCGCAGCGAAUUACGUUGCUGGCCGAGCGACUCGCCGACGGAAAAGACGGCAAUGUGCACGACGACGAUUCUCGACGAUUCUAGGAGAAGGGCAAGGAGCGAGUUGCGCGGUUGGUCCAGCAGUAACUCGAGCGACGAGGACCUCUUGGGAGAAUUUCGAAGCAUACCCACUGUGAUAAGCAACAAGGACCAACCGGUCAGCAGAGCGUGGGGUUGUAGCGAAAGCAGCGAGGGUAGCGACGACAGUCUCCCUUGGGGUGGCGUAUGCCGGUCGAGCGUCGACUCAGUGGACUCCCGCAGCGUUCCUUUACCGGAACCAGAAACAAGGGAACAGAGGAUACAGAGGUACAAAGAGGCGCGCAGACGCGAAAACGAAGCGAGAAGUCGACGAGUUCUUGAAGAGGACGCGAGACGAAAAGCGAGAGCCGAAGAGAAUAACAACAACUUACCGAAGAUCUAUGGUAGAACCAGAAGCAGAAUCUGUUCCGCCAACGACAACGAUGUUGUUGUUGAUGUUCAUCCGACUCGCUCGCCUAAAAAGGAACUUAUUACGUCGAUCGACACGCGAAGGCAAAACGAAAAUUCGAUUAUCGAUCGACUACCUCCACUGAGGCCGAACGAGUCGGCCACAGUGAGAUUCACCGAGGAAAAUCAUCGGAACGAGGACGACAAACGAAACAAUAAUAGUCCGAGAAGUGGAAGCAACAGUCCCGGAAUAUUCAAGUUGGAUAUCAACGAAAGGAGAAGUCGAACCAGGGAAAGGAGAAUCUUUCGUGACAAGGGGCAGAUGUUGCAGAUCCAGCAAUUUACCGGUACCACCAUCGCUAACGUAGAAACUCUUCGGGAGCGAAAAGAGCGUUUGGCUCUUCUGUCUUCCAGAAUCCCCGUUCCACGUCAGUCGUUGCAGCCUUGUCUAAAGUCCGCGAACUGUCCGGCAAUUACAUCUCCGAACUCUCCACCGAUCUUGAUAAUGCCACCUUGCGAGGAGGAUGUUGUCAAACUUCUGGAGCGUUGUCAAGGGGACCACUACGUGACGGUGCGGGAGAAGCUGACUUUAUUCGAAUCCCUUUCGAGAUUAGGCGGUCGCCUGGCUAGAAGCACGGAAGACCUUGGAAGAACGUCUUCUAAGCCCAGUCCCAAGGGCAAACAACGUGCCAGAUCCCUUCACGAUCUCAACCGAGGCGCCAGAGCUGUGCCCGUGAGAGAGAUGUGCCGGUUUUUUGAAGGCGAUCUUCCGAAGGAGCAGGAAGCUUGCCAAAAAGCGAUGAAUUUUGCGAAAACGAGAUUCAGCGAUCCGCCCGCGAAGAACACGUGGAAAGAUCCGAAUUCGAAACACGAGGCACCAUGUAUCAGCGCUUCCGCGAGAAAGAAACAUUAUCUGAAGUGAACGCAACUAGUGAAUCGUUCUUUUUCAGGAUGUUUAAGAACUUAUGAAUAAAAACAUCCUCGAGUUCACGAUCUCAAUGAAAUAGCGAACACAAAGUAACGGAAUAAUCACUCAUUAUCAUUAUUCUUAUAUCUUCCUCUCAGUAUAAAUUUUCAUAUAUCAUGCAGAUUUCUGCGACUAGUGUAAAGCUAGAAAAUAUUUUCCAAUUGAACAAAUUACGAUAGCUUUUUCCCAAAAAUCCAAAAAUGUAUUACUCUGCCUGACUGAAUUCCGUUUCUAUCGCGUGAUUGAUAGAUGAAUGUAAAUCGUAAAUAUUAAUUAGAAUCGCCCAAGUUCGCGAGAAUCCCUUUGCCAUGAUGAUUUGAUGACGCUGAAUUUUCGAUACGAUCGAAGUUAAGUCGAUUUAACCGUGCUUAUCAAACACUUAGAUUAGAAUCAACUUUGUUGAUUGUGUCGCGGGCGACGAUUGUCACACUUGAGCCGAGAGAAAGUCGCCGCGCGCGCGUACUUUUUUUUACGCUCGAGGCUCCGAACUGUGCUCGAUUCCCUCGAUUGCUGGUUGUCGCGAUCAGCCAUCAAAGUGAAGGAAAAAAGAUGUCGGUACUCAGUUAUGUGCGCGUCUUACGAAAGUGAAAAUAGAGAAUACCGGUGAAUCCGAUCGUCAUAGAAAUUUCUCACCUUAGAAUUACUUUUCACCUUUAUUCGUUACACGAAUAUCGUUUCGAAUCAUCAUAGACAAUCCGCAUUUAUUUGUUUGUAUUUAAAACUAUAGAAUUGACAUAUAACGCCUCGAUUAUGCGUAUCAGCGAGAUCAAGCGUGGCCGAUCGUGACAUGAAGGGAAUGACGGAAAAAGAAAGAGAGACAGAGAAAUAGAGAAAGAGAGCGGAAUGGAGAGAGGGGAAUCGGAGAAACCGGUAAUUUACGUUCACCGAGCGAUUGCCACAACGUCGAACACCUGUAUGUAUACAAACUAUAGGUACGUACAGUGAGCCGAUCGCCGAGCUCAUUUUUCGAUUAGCCUGAAUUCGAUCGUCUAGAUUUUAAUCAGGUUCAUUCGUUAAGUAUCCAAAGAAAUGAAUGGUAAGCAUCGUGAAUAUUUAUGGCGUUUCCCCAAUUACAAUAAUUACAAGUGAAAUUUGUAUAUAAUUGAUUAAUUUUAUUCUGUACCUGAAAUUGUUGGUUCUAUGUCUUCUUCUUCUUAGGCUAUAGUUUAACUUUUGUUACACGUCCUCGUUGCGAUUGUAAAUAAAUGUCUAAUUAUCGAUUUAUAUGGUUUAUAUGUAUAUAUAUAUAUAUAUAUAUUUAUGUAUAAUAUAUAGUCUUUGUUGAGUGUGUUGAUGUGUAAUAUUUGCCAUUAGGGCGGCGAUCGCCCUUCGUUGAAUCUCUUGAAUUUCCGUUAAGAACCAGAAUACGGAUUACCGACUUCCGCUUAUUUCGAAUCGAAACGAUAAUUUCCGCUCGUACAAUACUUCCCUCAUUUUCUCGUUUCUUUUCAUAAUUUAUAACACAACGUGUGGGGAUAGAAAUAUAUUCUAAUUUUAUAUAAAGUGAG
Temnothorax curvispinosus is the source of this 3449-nucleotide messenger RNA. RefSeq lists its product as uncharacterized. Bases 28 to 1896 code for a protein of 622 amino acids. The record is from RefSeq and is a predicted model, not a curated record. The transcript has 3 exons. Lineage: Eukaryota; Metazoa; Arthropoda; Insecta; Hymenoptera; Formicidae.